Messenger RNA from Staurois parvus, 300 nucleotides. The record is from the annotation of a GenBank genome assembly. Lineage: Eukaryota; Metazoa; Chordata; Amphibia; Anura; Ranidae.
UGGAGCCCCCGGGCAAUAGGGGAUCAUGGGGCCCCUGUGUCCUUGCCCAAACUCAAAAAAGCCUAUGAAAAAGGUACCAGGGGCAUCUCAUGGGGCCCCCUACUGACUCCGGGCCCUCGGGCAGUGCCCGAGUUUCCAAAUGGUCAGUCCGCCCCUGGGUGUAGAUCAGUUCUCCGAACGAAGGGAGAACGAUCUACUACAAACGCUGGAAAACGGCUGCUUUUGCUUUUGUGGUUUGAUUGUGGUUUAACCAUGUUUGCAUACCGUGUUUAUGCGUGUUUAUGUUUGGAAGCUUUUUUA